Coregonus sp. 'balchen' is the source of this 20799-nucleotide messenger RNA. NCBI's taxonomy places the organism in Eukaryota, Metazoa, Chordata, Actinopteri, Salmoniformes, Salmonidae. The record is from the annotation of a GenBank genome assembly.
CCACUGCGCCUGGGUCGAGCAACAACAAAUAUCUCUGCGGAGUUGCUAGCUAGGUAGUUAGUUAGCUAGCUGUAAAAACAUGCUUCUUCAGACUUUCAGGCCAUGGCUGUCGCUGCUUCGUUGCAGAGGAUUGCCAGUAGCAACCACACGACUAUACCACGGCGACAGAGUCGCAGCCGUCGGUACACAGCCUGACACACAGUCCGCGGAGUUUGCGGUAAGUGGGAGGACGAUGGGCCAAGCAUUGGGCUAAGUUAGCAUUGUGAGACGCUGCUAGCUCGGACUGCCCUUGGAACUGAAUGACUCUCAAUAAGUGUAAUGCUAGAUGGCUCAUUGUCAGUUGCUUGCAGUACGUUACAACCCCUGUACCACCAGCUAGCUAACAUGUAUUGCAAUUAAUCAGGGCUUGCUAACGGUAGCAAGCCAUCGAGAAGGGCAAAUGCAUUGAUCAGACAUCAGCGUGUCGUCAGCAACGCUUAGAAAGGUACUUCCGGGUCACAGAAUUUCGGAAAUGUUCAAAAUAAAAGUUCCCCACGUAAUAGUAGAAAAGUGUCAAUAACCUGUAUUUAUUCAUAAUAUAUGAACAAAAAUGUGUCUAAACAUUAACAGGGAUUAAUAUUAAAGUUACAUUUGCAUAAAAUGUGGGGUUUAAAACAUGUUCCAAGGCCAAAUAAAUGACCCCAAUGCAAAUCACUGAAUAUGAAAUAAUAAUAAUAAUAAUAUGCCAUUUAGCAGACGCUUUUAUCCAAAGCGACUUACAGUCAUGCGUGCAUACAUUUUUUGUGUAUGGGUGGUCCCGGGGAUCGAACCCACUACCUUGGCGUUACAAGCGCCGUGCUCUACCAGCUGAGCUACAUAUUCUUGGCUUAUAUAACAACAAUUAUUCUAGGUGGCGCAGUAACAGUAAUGUAGGGAAUACUCAGUAGGGUCUAUAUAAUGUAUAUAUGGUGUCAUUUCAUGGGGUUCUGAAAAAUACAGAGUGUUGCUGGCCUUUUACUGUGGCUAAACAGCUUAAAGUGGUGUGCCUGGGCACUAUAUGGUACAAAUAUAGCACUGUAAUGAAAAAUGAUGGAUUGUGUGUCCAUAAAACUAGGUUCCAGUCUACUCACUAGAGUCCCUAGAAUACAAAACAGGUGAGUUUGAACAAAAAGCUAGGUCAUACACUAUAUAUAAGAAAGUAUGUGGACACCCCUUCAAAUUAGUGGAUUCGGCUAUUUCAGCCACACCCGUUGCUGACAGGUGUAUAAAAUCGAGCACACAGCCAUGCAAUCUCCAUAGACAAUCAUUGGCAGUAGAAUGGCCCGUACUGAAGAGCUCAGUGACUUUCAACGUGGCACCGUCCACCUUUCCAACAAGUCAGUUUGUCAAAUUUCUGCCCUGCUAGAGCUGCCCAGGUCAACUGUAAGUGCUGUUAUUGUGAAGUGGAAACGUCUAGGAGCAACAACGGCUCAGCUGCGAAGUGGUAGGCCACACAAGCUCACAGAACAGGAUUGCAGAGUACUGAAGCGCACAGCGCGUAAAAAUUGUCUGUCCUCGGUUGCAACACUCACUACCGAGUUCCAAACUGCCUCUGGAAGCAACGUCAGCACAAUAACUGUUCAUCAGGAGCUUCAUGAAAUGGGUUUCCAAGGCCGAGCAGCCGCACACAAGCCUAAGAUCACCAUUCACAAUGCCAAGCGUCGGCUGGAGUGGUGUAAAGCUCACCGCCAUUGGACUCUGGAGCAGUGGAAAUGUGUUCUCUGGAGUGAUUAAUCACACUUCACCAUCUGGCAGUCCGACAGAUGAAUCUGGGUUUGGCGGAUGCCAGGAGAACGCUACCUGCCCAAAUGCAUAGUGCCAACUGUAAAGUUUGGUGGAGGAAGAAUAAUGGUCUGGGGCUGUUUUUCAUGGUUCGGGCUAGGCCCCUUUAGUUCCAGUGAAGGCAAAUCUUAACGCUACAUCAUACAAUGACAUUCUAGAUGAUUCUGUGCUUCCAACUUUGUGGCAACAGUUUGGGGAAGGCCCUUUUCUGUUUCAACAUGGGAAUGCCCCCGUGCACAAAGUGAGGUCUAUACAGAAACGGUUUGUCAAGAUAGGUGUGGAAGAACUUGACUGGCCUGCACAGAGCCCUGACCUCAACCCCAUCGAACACCUUUGGGAUGAAUUGGAACGCCGACUGCGAGCCAGGCCUAAUCGCCAAACAUCAGGUCCCAACCUCACUAACGCUCUUGUGGCUGAAUGGAAGCAAGUCCCCCGCAGCAAUGUUCCAACAUCUAGUGGAAAGCCUUCCCAGAAGAGUGGAGGCUGUUAUAGCAGCAAAGGGGGGGGGGACCAAGUCCAUAUUAAUUCCCAUGAUUUUGGAAUGAGAUGUUCGACAAGCAGGUGUCCACAUACUUUUGGUCAUGUAAAAAAUGUACUCCCUACAAUACUUUUACAUCGGCACAAAGAAUAGUUUUUCAUUACAGUGCUAUAUUUAUACCCUAUAGUGUCCAGGCACUAUCAAUGAGAGACGAUUUGAAAUAGACUUGAUGGCAGCAACACAUUUAUUUCAUUUAAUAACGUUUUUUUUUCUAAAUUCAAACAAACCCCCUGCAACUAAACAUGGACGUAGAAGACAUUGGUUGUCUUCCAAGUCGGGAAUUGAGGAGGUAUCGCCAAGUUAAGGUUGGUUCAAUUCUCUGUGCUAAGCCAAACAGAGUAAUGGCCUGACUCAGAGGAUACUAGCUAGUCCUUGCCUGGGUUAUAACCUGCUCUGUAACCUGCUCUGUAACCUGCUCUACUCUACGCGUUUGACAUUAUGAUACCUCUCUUUUCAGGAAAACUAUGAACGAAUGCAAGUCCUUGUUGAUGAGUUGAAAGGCAGAUCGGAGAAAAUCAAAUUGGGUAAGUUAAGUUGGCACCUUCACAAUGUGAAAACUCUUCUGAACGUUAACGGAUGUAGGAAUGUCCGGUUUUGACCAGCCUGUCUGAUAACGUGUUGUGUUGAGCCAGGUGGGGGAGAGCGGGCCAGAAAGCUGCACAUCUCCAGAGGGAAGCUCCUCCCCAGAGAACGCAUAGACAGACUGCUGGACCCAGGGUAAACACACAUGACUUUUCUCUGAACACCUAAUUGGUAGAUUUAUCCUCUGUAGCGUUUCUAGGUCUGAGGGUUCCUUUAUGUUCCUUUAUUGGGUUUCUCUCGGCAGGUCUCCGUUCCUGGAAUUCUCCCAGUUUGCAGCAUAUGAGCUCUAUGGGAAAGAAGAGGUUCCAGCAGGAGGCAUCAUCACAGGGAUUGGCAGAGUCUCAGGGUGUGUAGAGUACUGUAGAAUACUGUAGAGUACUGUAAACAUUGUAGAGUACUGUAGAGUACUAUAGAGUACUGUAAACAUUGUAGAGUACUGUAAACAUUGUAGAGUACUGAAGAGUACUAAAUAGUACUGUAAACACUGUAGAGUACUAUAUAGUACUGUAAACAUUGUAGAGUACUGUAGACACUGCAUAGUACUAUAGAGUACUGUAAACAUUGUAGAGUACUGUAAACAUUGUAGAGUACUAAAGAGUGCAGUAGAGUACUGUAAACAUUGUAGAGUACUGAAGAGUACUAAAGAGUGCAGUAGAGUACUGUAAACAUUGUAGAGUACUGAAGAGUACUAAAGAGUGCAGUAGAGUACUGUAAACAUUGUAGAGUACUGAAGAGUACUAAAUAGUACUGUAGAGUACUGUAAACAUUGUAGAGUACUGUAGAGUACUGUAAACAUUGUAGAGUACUGAAUAGUACUAAAUAGUACUGUAGAGUAUUGUAAACAUUGUAGAGUACUAUACAUUUACAUUUUAGUCAUUUAGCAGACGCUCUUAUCCAGAGGGACUUACAGUUUUAGUGAGUGCAUACAUUUUUCAUACUGGCCCCCCCGUGGGUUUCAGACUUGGCAUUGUCUAUCUCACAGUCUGUCUGUUGUUCUAGCAGUACGUUUCACAUUCUUAUUUACUCAGUACAACCUUCUGCAUUUUGAAUGGCAUCUGACUGGUCGUCUGCCACAUUCCCUCCAGCGUGGAGUGUGUUAUAGUUGCUAACGACGCCACCGUGAAAGGAGGCACCUACUACCCAGUCACGGUCAAGAAGCAUCUCCGAGCACAGGAGAUAGCGCAGCAGAACCACCUGCCAUGUAUAUACCUGGGUGAGUGCCCUCAUUCAUUGGCUACACUGGUGGCAGCGUCGGGAUCGCUGUGUGAAAAGUGACAACAUUGGUCAGUGUUAUCAAUGUAGAUGCAUUAUGUAACAUUCUCCCAGUGGUUGUCUCCUGUAGUGGCCUCAGGAGCGGGUAGGGGUAAGGAGUCAGGGACUAGGGGUUGAUUUGUGAUCGUGUGUUUGCCUCUGUAGUGGACUCCGGAGGAGCCAACCUCCCCAGACAGGCUGAGGUCUUCCCAGACAGAGAACACUUUGGACGGAUCUUCUUCAACCAGGCUCGCCUCUCCUCAGACGGAAUAUCACAGGUAAUGAAUAACACAGCUAAAUGUGUAUCUUUUGUAAAUAUAUUUUUUUAGGGUAUAUUUAGACAUACAUUAUUUAGACAGAGGAAAUGAUAUGGGAGAAACCGAUUUGAAGGGUUGGAGUGGGGAUUGAACCCCGGUCUCCGGUGGGGAGGGAGUCUACACAUCUAGCUAGACGACAGCGUGUUUCCACAGGUCAGUAGUGUCUGACCCAUAAUUAGUGCUGGGAAUUGCCAGGGACCUCACGAUACAAUAUCAAAUCCAAAAUCAAAUCAAGUUUUAUUUGUCACAUGCGCCGAAUACAACAACAAGCUCGUAGGCGUUUCACUGUAAGGUCUACCACCUGUUGUAUUCGGCGCAUGUGACAAAUCAAAUUUGAUUUGAUUUAUGAUUUGAUAUUGUAUCGUGAGGUCCCUGGCAAUACACAUUCUGACCCCCCCCCCCCAUCACUACCCAUAAUCCUGUUACACAUUCUGAUCCCCCCCCCAUCACUACCCAUAAUCCUGUUACACAUUCUGAUCCCCCCCCCAUCACUACCCAUAAUCCUGUUACACAUUCUGACCCCCCCCCCAUCACUACCCAUAAUCCUGUUACACAUUCUGAUCCCCCCCCAUCACUACCCAUAAUCCUGUUACACAUUCUGAUCCCCCCCCAUCACUACCCAUAAUCCUGUUACACAUUCUGAUUCUACGAGCCAAGACAGAAAAAUAUAGGGUAAACUUAAUAUUAACUACAAACACAUUUCACUGAAGAUUCUAACAUUUAGGUCAUGGAGAUAUACACUGAGUGGACAAAACAUUAAGAACACCCCCCCCCCCCCCCCCCCCCCCCCCCCCCCCCCCCCCCGUUUUAGCCCUCAGAACAGCCUCAAUUUGUUGGGUCAUGGACUCAAGGUGUCGAAAGCGUUUCACUGGGAUGCUGGCCCAUGUUGACUCCAAUGCUUCCCACAGUUGUGUCAAGUUGGCUGGAUGUCCGUUGGGUGGUGGACCAUUCUUGAUACACACGGGAAACUGUUGAGAGUGAAAAACCCAGCAGCGUUGCAGUUCUUGACACACUCAAACCGGUGCGCCUGGCACCUACUACCAUACCCCGUUCAAAGGCACUUAAAUAUUUUGUCUUGCCCAUUCACCCUCUGAAUGGCACACAUACACAAUCCAUGUCUCAAUUGUCUCAAGGUUUAAAAAUCCUUCUAUAACCUGUCUCCUCGCCUUCAUCUACACUGAUUGAAGUGGAUUUAACAGGUGACAUCAAUAAGGGAUCAUAGCUUUCACCUGGAUUCACCUGGUCAGUCUAUGUCAUGGAAAGAGGAGGUGUCCUUAAUGUUGUUUUUUUAAUACUCCGUGAUGAGUGUGAAAGUGUGUGUGGCAUCAUCUCUGAAAAAGAGCGUCUGCUAAAUGACUAAAAUGUAAAUGUAAAAUCAGUAUAGAUGUGUGCCCAUGUUAUGUAUGUUGUGACACAGUGGGACUAGGUACCCCCCCCCCCCCCCCCAGGACACAGUGGGACUAGGUAAAUGUUUUGCUCGCAAGACCCGGCUCUGACUGCAUGUGUCACUGUGGCCCCUCAUGAUGAGUUCAGACCCCUGAGUCACUGUGGCCCCUCAUGAUGAGUUCAGACCCCUGAGUCACUGUGGCCCCUCAUGAUGAGUUCAGACCCCUGAGUCACUGUGGCCCCUCAUGAUGAGUUCAGACCCCUGAGUCACUGUGGCCCCUCAUGAUGAGUUCAGACCCCUGUGUCACUGUGGCCCCUCAUGAGGAGUUCAGACUGAUUUCCUUAAAUGAACUGUAACUCAGUAAAAUCUUUGAAAUUGUUGCAUUUAUAUUGUUCAGUGUAUAUAUGUUUGUAUAUGUGUUAUUCCAGAUAGCGGUGGUUAUGGGGUCGUGUACUGCAGGGGGAGCGUAUGUUCCGGCCAUGGCUGACGAGAGCAUCAUCGUCAGGAAACAAGGAACCAUCUUCCUGGGAGGACCCCCUCUGGUGAGGACUAGAUUCCCUAUUACAGAUAUCCAUCAUGGCGGUAUGGUGACUACUGGGUGGAACUCACGGGCUGUCGUUUACUGGCGGUAUGGUGACUACUGGGUGGAACUCAUGGGCUGUAUGGUGACUACUGGGUAGAACUCAUGGGCUGUCGUUUACUGGCGGUAUGGUGACUACUGGGUGGAACUCAUGGGCUGUCGUUUACUGGCGGUAUGGUGACUACUGGGUAGAACUCAUGGGCUGUCGUUUACUGGCGGUAUGGUGACUACUGGGUGGAACUCAUGGGCUGUCGUUUACUGGCGGUAUGGUGACUACUGGGUAGAACUCACGGGCUGUCGUUUUACUGGCGGUAUGGUGACUACUGGGUAGAACUCAUGGGCUGUCGUUUACUGGCGGUAUGGUGACUACUGGGUAGAACUCAUGGGCUGUCGUUUACUGGCGGUAUGGUGACUACUGGGUAGAACUCAUGGGCUGUCGUUUACUGGCGGUAUGGUGACUACUGGGUGGAACUCACAGGCUGUCGUUUACUGGCGGUAUGGUGACUACUGGGUAGAACUCACGGGCUGUCGUUUACUGCCGGUAUGGUGACUACUGGGUAGAACUCAUGGGCUGUAUGGUGACUACUGGGUAGAACUCAUGGGCUGUCGUUUACUGGCGGUAUGGUGACUACUGGGUGGAACUCACGGGCUGUCGUUUACUGGCGGUAUGGUGACUACUGGGUAGAACUCACGGGCUGUCGUUUACCUGGCGGUAUGGUGACUACUGGGUAGAACUCACGGGCUGUCGUUUACUGGCGGUAUGGUGACUACUGGGUGGAACUCACGGGCUGUCGUUUACUGGCGGUAUGGUGACUACUGGGUGGAACUCACGGGCUGUCGUUUACUGGCGGUAUGGUGACUACUGGGUAGAACUCACGGGCUGUCGUUUACUGGCGGUAAUGGUUGACUACUGGGUAGAACUCAUGGGCUGUAUGGUGACUACCUGGGUAGAACUCAUGGGCUUGUCGUUUAACUGGCGGUAUGGUGACCUACUGGGUGGAACUCACAGGCUGUCGUUUACUGGCGGUAUGGUGACUACUGGGUGGAACUCAUGGGCUGUAUGGGUGACUACUGGGUAGAACUCAUGGGCUGUCGUUUACUGGCGGUAUGGUGACUACUGGGUGGAACUCACGGGCUGUCGUUUACUGGCGGUAUGGUGACUACUGGGGUAGAACUCAUGGGCUGUAUGGUGACUACUGGGUAGAACUCACGGUCUGUACGUUUACUGGGCGGUAUGGUGACUACUGGGUAGAACUCAUGGGCUGUAUGUGACUACUGGGUAGAACUCAUGGGCUGUCGUUUACUGGCGGUAUGGUGACUGGGUGGGGAACUCACGGGCUGUCGUUUACUGGCGGUAUGGUGACUACUGGGUAGAACUCACGUGGCUGUCGUUUACUGCGGUAUGGUGACUACUGGGUAGAACUCACGGGCUGUCGUUUACUGGCGGUUAUGGGUGACUACUGGGUAGAACUCCGGGCUGUCGUUUACUGGCGGUUAUGGUGACUACUGGGUAGAACUCAUGGGCUGUAUGGUGACUACUGGGUGGAACUCACGGGCUGUCGUUUACUGGCGGUAUGGUGACUACUGGGUAGAACUCACGGGCUGUCGUUUACUGGCGGUAUGGUGACUACUGGGUAGAACUCACGGGCUGUAUGGUGACUACUGGGUGGAACUCAUGGGCUGUCGUUUUUUCAGGUAAAAGCAGCGACAGGUGAGACGGUCUCUGCUGAGGACCUGGGAGGGGCUGACCUUCACUGCAGGUAUCAGUCUCUAUGACAUCAUAGGUCCUUUCUGUGGUGGAAAAAAUACUCAAUUGUCAAACUUGAGUAAAAGGUCAAAGUAAAUGCUAUACCUCAAACUCCAUAUUAUUAAAGUAAACCAGACGGCACACAUUUUCUUGUUUUUUAAAUGUAUUUACGGCCAGACAGGCACACUCCAACACUAGGAGAUUAAUUUCCAAACGCAGUAUUUGUGUUUAGUGAGUCCGCCAGAUCAGAGGCAGUAGGGAUGACCAGGCGUUAUAUUAAUAGGUGCGUGUAUUGAACCAUAUCGAUGUCCUGCCUGAGCAUUCGAAAUGUAACAAGUACUUUUUGGUGUAACAAGUAAAUGUAUGGAGUAAAAAGUACAUAUAUUCUUUAGGAAUGUAGUGGGGUAAGAGUCAAAGUUGUCAAAAAUAUAAAUGGUAAAAAAUACCAAAAAACUAUUUUUACUUAAGUACUUUACACCACUGGGUCUUUGUAUUAGUCAGGUAUGACACAGGUACUAAAAUAGCCUUCUGUUGUAGCUUUUAAUCUACAAUGUCUCACCUUUCCUCUAAAAAGAUAAGGUUAGUUACACUAAAAAGUUUCUAUCCAGAACCUGAAAGGGUUCUUCUGCUGACCCCUUUGGGAUAACCCCUUUGGAUAGCCCUUUUUGGUUCCAGGUAGAAACUCUUUUGGGUUCCAUGUAGAACCCUUUUUAUAUGGGUUCUACCUGGAACCAAAAAAGGUUCUCCUACGGGGACAACAAAGAACCAUCUUGGAUCCCUUGUUUGUAAGAGUAUAAUAAAGCGUAUUCUACUGUUUGAGUUGGGUAUGGUAGGUAUCAGUAUGGUAGGUACUGUAUGGUAGGUAUCUGUAUGGUAGGUAUCUGUAUGGUAGGUAUCAGUAUGGUAGUACUGUAUGGUAGGUACUGUAUGGUAGGUAUCUGUAUGGUAGGUAUCAGUAUGGUAGGUACUGUAUGGUAGGUAUCAGUAUGGUAGGUACUGUAUGGUAGGUAUCAGUAUGGUAGGUAUCAGUAUGGUAGGUAUCAGUAUGGUAGGUAUCAGUAUGGUAGGUACUGUAUGGUAGGUACUGUAUGGUAGGUAUCUGUAUGGUAGGUAUCAGUAUGGUAGGUACUGUAUGGUAGGUACUGUAUGGUAGGUAUCAGUAUGGUAGGUACUGUAUGGUAGGUACUGUAUGGUAGGUAUCUGUAUGGAGGAUCAGAUGGUAGGUAUGAUGGGGGUACUUAUGGGUAGGUACGUAUGGUAGGGGAUCAUUAGGUAGGUACUUAUGGGAGUACAGUAUGGUAGGGCUGUUGGUAUCUGAUGGUAGGUAUGUAGGGGAGGUUCAGUAUGGUAGGGGAUGUUGGUAGGUAUCGUAUGGUAGUAUCAUAUGGUAGGUAUCAGUAUGGUAGGUACGAUGGGAGGUCUGUAGGGGGAUCAGUAGGUAGGUACUGUAUGGGGGGUAUCGAUGGUUGGUAUCAUAUGGAGGUAUCAUAUGGUAGGGUUUGUAGGUAGGUUUAGUAUGGAGGUACAGUUGGUGGUUUGUAUGGGGGUUUGUAUGGAGGGUUUAGUUGGGAGGUACUGUAUGGGAGGGGACUGAUGGUAGGUACUGUAGGUAGGGAUCAUAUGGGAGGUUUGUAAAGGUAGUUUUCGUAUGGUAGGUACGUAUGGUGGUAUGUAUGGAGGAUCAGUAUGGUAGGUACUGUAUGUAGGUAUCGAUGGUAGGGGGACUGUAUGGGGAGGUACUGAUGGAGGACUGUAUGGAGGUACUAUGGUAGGUACUGAUGGUAGGUUUUAGUAUGGGAGGUACUGUUUUGGUAGGUUUAUUUUGUAGGGACGUAGGGAUACUAUGGUGGUAUUAUGGUAGGGUUUUAGUAUGGUAGGUUCAUUUUGGUAGGUACUGUAUGGUAGGUAUCAGUUGGGGAGUAGUAUGGAGGUUCAGUAUGGUAGGGACGUAUGUAGGGAUCAUAGGUAGGAUCUAUGUAGGUACUGUUGGUAGGUACGUAAAGGGAGGUACUGAGGGGAGGGGCUGUUGGUAGGUAUCAGUAGGUAGGGAUGUAUGGUAGGGAUCGUAUGGUAGGGACUGUAUGGUAGGUAUCAGUAUGGUGGGGCUGUUGGGAGGUUCAUAUGGUAGGGUUUGUAUGGUAGGUCUUUAGGGGCUGUUUUGGGAGGGACUGAUGGUAGGUAUCAGAUGGGAGGGGUUUAGUAGGUUGGGACUGUAUGGGAGUACUUAGGUAGGUACGUAUGGUAGGUAUGUAUGGUAGGUACUGAUGGUAGGGAUCAGUUGGUAGGGAUCAUUGGGUUUGGACUGUAUGGUGGUUGUUGGGAGGGACUUUUUGGUAGGGAUCUAGGUAGGGAUCUUUUUGGUUGGUACUGUAUGGAGAGUAUGUAGGUACUGUAUGGGGAUCGUAUGGGAGGGACUGUUGGUUUUCUGUAUGAGGUACUGUAUGGGGAGGAUCAGUAUGGUAGGUAUUGAUGGGAGUAUCAGUAGGUAGGUCUGUAUGGUAGGGACAGUUGGUAGGGUUUUUAUGGUAGGUUGUAGGUGGUUCAUAUGGGGGUCUGUAUGGUAGGUACUUAUGGUAGGGAUCAUAUGGUAGGGUUUAUAGGGGAGGUAGUAUGGUAGGACGUAUGGGAGGUACUGUAUGGUAGGGACAGUAUGGUGGGACGUAUGGUAGGUUUGUUGGUAGGUACUGUUGGUAGGUAUAGUAUGGUAGGACUGUAUGGUAGGUAUCAGUAUGGAGGUACUGUAUGGGGGGUUCAGUAUGGUAGGGUUUAGUAUGGUGGGACUGUUGGUAGGGACUUAUGGGGACGGGUUUGGGAGGUAGUUGGUAGGUUUUAUAUGGUAGGGGCUGUAUGGUAGGGAUCUUGGUAGGUACUGAGGUAUUUCUAUGGGAGGGACUGUAUGGUUUGGAUCAGUAUGGGGGGGGACUGUAUGGUAGGGAUCAUAUGGUGGUAGUAUGGUAGGGACUGUUGGUGUACGUAUGGUAGUAUCAGUAUGGUAGGGGUCUAUGGUAGUUAAGUAUUUGGUAGGAUGGGUUGGUAUGUAUGGGGUACUGUUGGUAGUACUUUUGGGAGGUACUGUUGGUGGUAUAUAUGGUAGGUAUCAUAUUGGGGGUAUCAUAUGGUAGGGGAGUGGUGGGUUUUAUGGUAGGACUUUUGGUGGUUUAGUUUGGGGGUAUCAGUAUGGUUUGGGAAUUUUUGGUAGGUCUGUAUGGUAGGGUUUCGUAGGUAGGCUUUGGUAGGUACUGUAUGGUAGGUACAGUAGGUAGGGGCAGUAUGGUAGGUCUGAUGGUAGGGAAAUGUAGGUAGGUACGGAGGAGGUAGUUGGUAGGUACGUAUGGAGGUAUCUAGGGGGGAACGAUGGUUGGUCGUUGGGAGGGACGUAUGGUGGUAUGUUGGGAGGUACGUUUUUGUGGUAUCAGUAUGGUAGUAUCAUAUGGUAGGUUCAUAUGGUUGGUACUGUAUGGUAGUACUUAUGGUAGGGCUGUAUGGUGGGAUCGUAUGGUGGGGCUGUAUGGUAGGUACGUUGGGAGGGACUGUAUGGGAGGGAUCUAGGGGGGGUACUGUAUGGUUUGGGAUGUAUGGAGGGAUGUUGGGGAGGGCGUAUGGGAGGUAUCAGUAUGGUAGGGCUGUAUGGUUUGGGACUGUAUGGUGGUACAGUUGGGAGGGCUGUUGGUAGGGAUUAUGGUAGGGCUGAUGGUAGGGGCGUAUGGUAGUAUUAUGGGGGUCUGUCGGUAGGUAUCGUAGGUAGGUACUGUAUGUAGGUAUCGUAGGUGGUACUGUAUGUAGGUCUGUAUGGUGGUUUUGUAUGGUAGGUACUGUAAAGGGAGGUACUGUUGGUAGGGACAAAGGUGGGAUGUAUGGAGGUAUCAGUAUGGUGGUUGUAUGGUAGGUCUGUAUGGUAGGUAUCUGAUGGAGGUUCGGGAUGGGAGGUAUUGGAGGUACGUACGGGAGGGAUAGAUGGAGGUCUGUUGGUAGGUAUAUAGGGAGGGACUGUAUGGUAGGGACGUUGGGAGGGUUUAGUAUGGUAGGACUGUAUGGUUGGUACUGUAUGGUAGGAUCAGAAGGGGAGGUACUGUAUGGAGGUACUGUAUGUAGGCUGUAUGUAGGUAGUAUGGGGUAUCAGUAGGGAGGGAUGAGGUAGGUACAGUUGGUAGGGACUGUAGGAGGGAUCGGUAUGGUAGGUUCAGUAGGUAGGUACUGUAUGGUAGGUAAUGAUGGUAGGGAUCUGUAUGGUAGGUAUCAGAUGGUAGGUACGUCGGGAGGUUUAGUAGGUAGGGACUGUAGGAGGUAUCUUUGGAGGUAUCAUAUGGUAGGGGCUGUAUGGUAGGUACUGUUUUGGGAGGUAUCAGUAUGGUGGUAUGUUUGGGAGUACGUAUGUUGGUAUCAUAUGGGAGGUCUGUAUGGUGGUAUCAUAAAGGUAGGAGAGGUAGGUAUCAGAUGGUAGGUACGUAUGGAGGUACUGUAUGGUAGGUACUGUACGGGAGGUAUCAUUUUGGGGGUCUGAUGGUAGGGUUUAGUAUGGGGGACUGUUGGUAGGGGACGUAGGUGGUAUCAUAGGUAGGGACUGUUUUGUAGGGGACUGUAUGGUGGUAUUACGGUAGGGGACAGUUGGUAGGUUUGUAGGUAGGACUGUAUGGUAGGUACAGUAUUGGGAGGUACGUAUGGAGGUAUGUAUUUUUUUAUCAAUGGGAGGUACUGUUGGAGGGAUCAGUAUGGUAGGACGUAUGGUAGGUACUUAUGGUAGGGAUCUAUGGUAGGUAUCGUAGGUGGUACUGUAUGGUAGGUAUCAUAUGGUAGGUAUCAGUAUGGUAGGUAUCAGUAUGGUAGGUACUGUAUGGUAGGUAUCAGUAUGGUAGGUACUGUAUGGUAGGUACUGUAUGGUAGGUAUCAGUAUGGUAGGUAUCAGUAUGGUAGGUACUGUAUGGUAGGUACUGUAUGGUAGGUAUCAGUAUGGUAGGUACUGUAUGAAAGGUAUCAGUAUGGUAGGUAUCAGUAUGGUAGGUAUUCAGUAUGGUAGGUAUCAGUAUGGUAGGUACUGUAUGGUAGGUAUCAGUAUGGUAGGUACUGUAUGGUAGGUACUGUAUGGUAGGUAUCUGUAUGGUAGGUACUGUAUGGUAUUAGUUAGGUAUGGUUCCUCUAUCCAGUGUUGAUCCGUGUUUGUUUCCUGUUUCCUGUCCCACAGGAAGUCAGGUGUAACAGACCACUACGCCCUAGACGAUAGCCACGCCCUUCACCUGGCUCGCAAGGCCGUCCGCAACCUCAACUACACCAAGAACAUACAGGUGGGUUAUAACCUCAAUAUACAGGUGGGUUAUAACCUCAAUAUACAGGGGGGUUAUAACCUCAACAUACAGGUGGGUUAUAACCUCAAUAUACAGGUGGGUUAUAACCUCAAUAUACAGGGGGGUUAUAACCUCAAUAUACAGGGGGGUUAUAACCUCAAUAUACAGGGGGGUUAUAACCUCAAUAUACAGGGGUGUUAUAACCUCAAUAUACAGGUGGGUUAUAACCUCAAUAUACAGGUGGGUUAUAACCUCAAUAUACAGGGGGGUUAUAACCUCAACAUACAGGUGGGUUAUAACCUCAACAUACAGGUGGGUUAUAACCUCAAUAUACAGGUGGGUUAUAACCUCAACAUACAGGUGGGUUAUAACCUCAACAUACAGGUGGGUUAUAACCUCAAUAUACAGGUGGGUUAUAACCUCAAUAUACAGGUGGGUUAUAACCUCAAUAUACAGGGGGGUUAUAACCUCAAUAUACAGGUGGCAGGGGGGUUAUAACCUCAAUAUACAGGGGGGUUAUAACCUCAAUAUACAGGUGGGUUAUAACCUCAAUUUACAGGUGGGUUAUAACCUCAAUAUACAGGUGGGUUAUAACCUCAACAUACAGGUGGGUUAUAACCUCAAUAUACAGGGGGGUUAUAACCUCAAUAUACAGGGGGGUUAUAACCUCAACAUACAGGUGGGUUAUAACCUCAACAUACAGGUGGGUUAUAACCUCAAUAUACAGGUGGGUUAUAACCUCAAUAUACAGGUGGGUUAUAACCUCAAUAUACAGGUGGGUUAUAACCUCAACAUACACGUGGGUUAUAACCUCAACUAGACCAAGAACAUACAGUUCCUCUUGCUGCUCCGUAGGUAAGUACCAUGGUCUCGUAGUGGAUGUGAGCUUCAUCUAGAAGCCAGUGGAGUGUGUGGAGGAACAGGGUGACAUGGGAGAACUUAGGAAGGUUGAAAACCAGGCAGGCUGCAGCGUUCUGGAUAAGUUGCAGGGGUUUGAAGGCACGAGUGGGGACCCCAGCCAACAGAGAGUUGAGAUAAUUAGGUGGGUGCUUACAUUUGUCCUAUUUCACACAUGUACCAGUGUGAAUAGGAAAUGUGUUUCUUGCAUAUCCCCCUGAGACCCUCGGAGAGUGGGGUCAGAGCCAUGGAUCAGCUUCCCCUGAGACCCUCGGAGAGUGGGGUCACGGCCAGGGAUCAGCUUCCCCUGAGACCCUCGGAGAGUGGGGUCACGGCCAGGGAUCAGACAUUAUUGACGGCCACCCUGGAGCAAUUAGGGUUAAUUGCCUUGCUCAAGGGCACAGACAGAUUUUUCACUUAGUCAGCUCGGGGAUUUGAACCAGCGACCUUUCAGUUACUGGCCCAACGCUCCUAACCGCUGCUGCCCUGCAGUAGUCCAGACGGGAGAUGACAAGUGCCUGGACUAGGACCUGCGCCACUUCCUGUGUGAGGCAGGGAUGUACUUCCUGUGUGAGGUAGGGUCGUACUCUACGGAUGUUGUAAAGCAUCAACCUGCAGGAGCGAGUCACUGCUUUGAUGUUUGCAGAGAACGACAGGGUGUUGUCCAGGGUCACGCCAAGGUUCCUUGCACUCGGAGCGGGCCUUGGAGCGGGCAGGACUUCCUGGGAGGAAGAGCAGCCCCAUCUUGUUGAUCUUGAUGUGGUGGGCUGACAUCCAAGCUGAGAUAUCUGCCAGGCACACAGAGAUGUGUGUCGCCACCUGGGUAUCAGAAGGGGGGAAGGAGAAAAGUGCCUCCGUGACACAGAGAAGAGCAGUCUCGGUUGAGUGACCCGUCUUGAAGCCUGACUGGUUAGGUUCAAGAAGAUGGUUCUGAGAGAGAGAGAUAACAAGAGAGUUGAUCAGAGAUGGCACGCUCAAGUGUUUUAGAAAGAAAAGAAAGAAGGGAUACAGGUCUGUAGUUUUUGACGUCAGAAGAGGUGCGUGUUGGUUUCGUGUGUAGCUAAUGUUUGUUCGAUGUUUUCAGAAAAACAAUGUGAAACAAAAAGAGACUUGGCGUAACUACAUAAGUCAUUGAAACAUGUUCUGCAUAGUUUCUUCUUGUUGCCCCCCCCCCCCCCCCUUCUCCUCUCCUGCCCCUAUAUUAACAUGGCGUUAUUGACCCGGGGUGUUGCCAGGUGACCACCGAGCCCCCCGAGGAUCCUCUCUACCCAGCUGAGGAGCUGUAUGGCAUCGUAGGAGCCAACCUCAAACGCAACUUUGAUGUCAGAGAGGUACUUCCCCCAUGUUUAUUCAUGUACUUAUUAUGGGGGUCUGAAGGAGCUAAAAAAAACCUAUUGUACUGGUUCAUAUUUAUUAUGGGGGUCCGUGUUGACUGUUAUGUUGUGUUAUAAUAUAUCUAAUAUGUUCUACUGUGUGAUUGCCAGGUGAUAGCCAGGAUUGUCGAUGGCAGCAGGUUUGAUGAGUUCAAAGCCUUCUACGGAGAUACAGUGGUCACAGGUGAGCACUAGGCUGGUCACUAUCAGUUUAUACUACCUGGGGUUUAGGCUGGUCACUAUCAGUUUAUACUACCUGGGGUUUAGGCUGGUCACUAUCGGUUUAUACUACCUGGGGUUUAGGCUGGUCACUAUCGGUUUAUACCACCUGGGGUUUAGGCUGGUCACUAUCGGUUUAUACUACCUGGGGUUUAGGCUGGUCACUAUCGGUUUAUACCACCUGGGGUUUAGGCUGGUCACUAUCAGUUUAUACUACCUGGGGUUUAGGCUGGUCACUAUCAGUUUAUACUACUGGGGUUUUAGGCUGGUCACUAUCAGUUUAUACUACCUGGGGUUUAGGCUGGUCACUAUCGGUUUAUACCACCUGGGGUUUAGGCUGGUCACUAUCGGUUUAUACCACCUGGGGUUUAGGCUGGUCACUAUCGGUUUAUACCACCUGGGGUUUAGGCUGGUCACUAUCGGUUUAUACUACCGGGGUUUAGCUGGUCACAUCGGUUUAUACCACCUGGGUUUAGGCUGGUCACUAUCGGUUUAUACCACCUGGGGUUUAGGCUGGUCACUAUCGGUUUAUACUACCUGGGGUUUAGGCUGGUCACUAUCGGUUUAUACCACCUGGGGUUUAGGCUGGUCACUCGGUUUAUACUACCUGGGGUUUAGGCUGGUCACUCGGUUUAUACUACCUGGGGUUUAGGCUGGUCACUAUCAGUUUAUACUACCUGGGGUUUAGGCUGGUCACUAUCGGUUUAUACUACCUGGGGUUUAGGCUGGUCACUAUCGGUUUAUACUACCUGGGGUUUAGGCUGGUCACUCGGUUUAUACUACCUGGGGUUUAGGCUGGUCACUCGGUUUAUACUACCUGGGGUUUAGGCUGGUCACUAUCGGUUUAUACUACCUGGGGUUUAGGCUGGUCACUAUCGGUUUAUACUACCUGGGGUUUAGACUGGUCACUAUCGGUUUAUACUACCUGGGGUUUAGGCUGGUCACUAUCGGUUUAUACUACCUGGGGUUUAGGCUGGUCACUAUCGGUUUAUACUACCUGGGGUUUAGGCUGGUCACUAUCGGUUUAUACUACCUGGGGUUUAGGCUGGUCACUAUCGGUUUAUACUACCUGGGGUUGGACACCGUGGUCAAAAUACACUGGUAUGAAAAAAUACCCUAAAAUACGAAAAAAUAGGCUUCUAGUUGGCACAUUGUGGUUUUUGACUCAACCUUCUAAAGUUGGAGCUGAGCCAAUCAGAGGACUUGGGCGAGGAGAAAAAACAGUAGCUCUCUGCCCCCCCCCCCCCCCCCCCCCCAUCGUCAUAGUUACUAUUUUCCUCCCUCAAGCUGCAUGGCAGCUCUCCACUUCCUCCGUUGAUACCACUGAUAUGUGAGGAAAAGGUGUUGGAUGUGUUAGUGAAGCACAUAACCACUAUUAUGUCGUAGUUGGCUCCUUAGCUAAGGCGUCAUUACGACGAAGGUAGUUAGCUACGGCGUUUAGUGAACUAAGCGAGAACACUUACAGCGCAUAGCCUACAGUAAGCUAAACUACUACAUUGCGUCCAGUAAUUUAAUAAUUCAGAAUUCUUUCCCCCGAUAAAAUUAAGAAAAAGCCAGUUUACAUUUUCACUAGACAAUCCUCACAUAAAGACACCUAUUAAUUAGAAAAAUCAUUACCCCUAAAUUUAACCUAGAAAAAUGUGAGUUUCAUUGAGACCAUCUCCAUUUCAUUUAAGAUCAAACACAAGGCAACUGUGUCGGCUACAUUGUUUGAUAUCAUUUAAAACGCUAGGUUUCAGGAAAUGGUGGUUACAGGGUUUUUUUUUAAUGCAAAAUGCUCCAACUUCCUGAGGAUGGAGUUAACUGACCCCUUCCGGACCAGUGAAGUGGAAACGUCUAGGAACGACAGCGGCUCAGCCGUGAAGUGGUAGGCCACACAAGCUCACAGAACGGGACCACCGAGUACUGAAGCGAGUUGCACGUAAAAAUCGCCUGUCCUCAGUUGCAACACUCACUACCGAGUUCCAAACUGCCUCUGGAAGCAACGUCAGCACAAGAACUGUUCAUCGGGAGCUUCAUGAAAUGGGUUUUCUGGUCAUGUAGUGUAUAUCUGCAGUACAUCCAGUAUGUAGAUAUAACCCUGCGUGUCUUGAGAGAUGGUGCUUUGUGUCGUAGAAGUACAGGUGUGAUUAGAUUCCAUCCCAUGUCUGUUCACAGGGUUCUCCAGGAUAUUUGGUUACCCUGUUGGAAUCAUUGGUAACAACGGAGUCCUGUUCUCAGAGUCUGCUAAGAAAGUAAGUUUAUGCAGUUGAGGACUGUUAAUACCUUAUUUCAAGUUGAUCUAACAGAGAAGUAUGAUCUUUUAGUUCACAUUAAAAUAACCACUAUGUACAUAAUGGCUUGUCCAUUACUGUGUUCCAGGCAACUCAUUUCAUAGAGUUAUGCUGUCAAAGGAACAUUCCCCUUAUCUUUCUACAAAACAUCACGGGUAAGUACAGAAGAGAUUGAUUCCUUCAAGACAUGGCUGGCAGGGUGUAUGAAGUUAAAUGUUUCAUCUUUUUGUUUUGUGCUCUGUCCCCCUCUCUCCCUCUCUGUCCUCCUCCCUCUCUGUCCCUGUCCUCCUCCCUCUCUGUCCCGGUCUUCCUCCUUCUCUGUCUCUGUCCUCCUCCCUCUCUGUCCCGGUCCUCCUCCCUCUCUGUCUCUGUCCUCCUCCCUCUCUGUCCCGGUCCUCCUCCCUCUCUGUCUUUGUCCUCCUCCCUCUCUGUCCUCCUCCCUCUCUGUCCUCCUCCUUCUCUGUCCCGUUCCUCCUCCCUCUCUGUCCCGGUCCUCCUCCCUCUCUGUCCCGGUCCUCCUCCCUCUCUGUCCCGGUCCUCCUCCCUCUCUGUCUCUGCAGGCUUCAUGGUGGGCAGGGAGUAUGAGGCAGGUGGCAUCGCCAAGGAUGGGGCUAAGAUGGUCACGGCGGUUGCGUGUGCCAACGUGCCCAAGAUCACGGUGAUCAUCGGCGGCUCGUAUGGAGCGGGCAACUACGGCAUGUGUGGCAGAGCAUACAGGUAUACCCUGCACACUACACCAACCUACAAUACAACACAGGCCCUGAUGACAUGGCCUGUCAAGCCUACAGCUAUACCCUGUAUAAGGGUUCCCCAACAGGCGGGUGGUUUUAUUUGGCCCCUUAAGUACUGAGCAAAAAAUAAAAAUAAUUUACUUUUUCAUUGUUGGACAUAAAAGACUGUAGAAUCAGCAGGAAAUCAGCUCCAAGGGAUUUUAAUUUAAGACAUCUGUUCCCAAGUAUUCCCCCUCAUAAUAGAGACACAUGGUCGUAUGGAAAUGUAAGUAAGGUUUGUAAUUAUUUUGUUUUAGUCUAACAUUAUAUCUCUUGCGGUCAAUUUGAAGUCUACAAAUUAUUUGUAAUUAUUUUCCGGGCCCCCCAACCAUCCACUCAAGAAAGAAUCUAGUUGAUGAUCCCUGCCCUUUCUGGACAGAACUAGGAUUAGGCCCUUCAUUCCCUGGUGUCUAGAGGGACCCUUGGUUUCUCAUGGACAGUAAACAAGAUGUCUCCUCCCCUCCUCCAGCCCCCGGUUUCUGUACAUGUGGCCCAACUCCCGUAUCUCUGUGAUGGGAGGAGAGCAGGCUGCCACUGUGCUAGCCACCAUCACUAAAGACCAGCGGGCCAGAGAGGGCAAAGAGGUGAGCAUUACUCCACCACAUGUCAGUGAGCCAACCUCUCCUGGGACCCCCCAGAGCUAGCACACCUGAUUAGGGCUGGCACAAUUACAGUGUAUGGAUGAAGACCGUCAUGAAAUAAAAUAACCGUCAUAACCGUUUAUGUGUGCGGAACGAACAGCUGACUCAAGAUGGGACGGCCAGGUAUUCAGAUGGGACGGCCAGGUAUUCAGAUGGGACGGCCAGGUAUUCAGAUGGGACGGCCAGGUAUUCAGAUGGGACGGCCAGGUAUUCAGAUGGGACGGCCAGGUAUUCAGAUGGGACGGCCAGGUAUUCAGAUGGGACGGCCAGGUAUUCAGAUGGGACGGCCAGGUAUUCAGAUGGGACGGCCAGGUAUUCAUGCGGUUGAGUCCAUUUCUGCAAUAACAUGGACUCUUUACAACGUGAUGAAACUUUGUUGCUCCUUGCUGAAACAGACCAAGGUUUUCUAGAAAACCGGUCUUCGGUUGCCUAGGCAACGUCCCCAUCUCUGCAGCAGUAACACACAUAGAAAUGAAAUAAAUAGAAAAUCAAUUAUUAUUCUUUUUUUUUUUUUUGCUAUUCUAACGUUGACCAAUAAGUCAUCCAAAAAUUCCGAAACCGUCACAGCACUAAAACUGAUCCACCUUUUCAACUAAUCAUGAAGCGCCUUGACUACAUUAAUCAGGUGAGAUGGUUCAGGGCUGCAACAACAUUGUGAAACGCCUGGGGUCCCCAAGGGGGGAGGUUUGAAAAAAGGCUGAUCUGAGCUGUUGCAGGACUAAUAUAACCACUGUUCCAUGUUCAGUUCACAGCAGAGCAGGAGGCUGCCAUGAAGGAGCCCAUCGUCAAACGGUUUGAAGAGGAAGGAAGCCCAUACUUCUCCAGCGCUCGGUGAGAUAUCAGCAUCACCCAGUCUAUGAUGCAUAGUUCAUCAGGGACUCUAUGAUGGCAUUAAACAUCCAUUAUUAAAGUGCUUAUAAUGAAUUAUUGAAGAGUUUUCACCUUCUGUUUUAACUUCCAUGUUGUUCUGCCCGUCUGCAUAGGCUGUGGGAUGACGGUAUCAUUGACCCGGCUGACACCCGUCUGGUUCUGGGAAUGAGUCUCAGUGCUACGCUCAAUGCCCCGACACAGAGGACACGUUUCGGAGUGUUCAGGAUGUGAACAUCCACAGGGCCACUAGAGGCCAGACUCUGGACCAGCCAGUC